This is a messenger RNA of Guillardia theta CCMP2712, 2173 nucleotides long. RefSeq lists its product as hypothetical. Gene Ontology annotation, cellular component: integrator complex. Gene Ontology annotation, biological process: snRNA processing. NCBI's taxonomy places the organism in Eukaryota, Cryptophyceae, Pyrenomonadales, Geminigeraceae. The coding region runs from base 1 to 1953 and encodes 650 amino acids. The transcript has 16 exons. The record is from RefSeq and is a predicted model, not a curated record.
AUGGCGACCGUGGAAGUUACAUGUCUCGGGCUCUGCCCCUCAUCGUCUUGUCUCUUGAUCGAUGUUCAACCAGGGCCUCGCAUCCUGUUGGAUUGUCCUCUUGAGCCUCAGGGCCUCAAGUUCUUUCCCGUUGCUUAUGGUUCUGGCAACGUCCGUGUGAACGGCGCAGCCUCUACCUCAGGCCUGCUGCACACCGCUCAGGUAAGGCAAGGCUUGUGGAGGGGGGGGGGAAGGAGUGACCAGUUCGCUUGUUUGUCUCAGCUCGGAGCAGUGGAUCCAUCGACAGUCGACUAUGUUGUCAUCACAACCUCGCACAACAUGCUCGGGCUGCCCUACUUCACCGAGGGAUCAGCCAAGUUCCAAGGGACCGUCAUCGCCACCGAGCCUACUGCUGAGAUCGGAAAGCUGAUGAUGAUGGAGCUGACGCAGUACAUCUCGACGAGCUCCUUCGGUUCCUCUGGGAUGUCUGAAGGAGGAGAAGGAGAAUGGUACAAAGGGCCUGGAUCUGUUGAGAUGGGGCCAGGACGGGAUCCCUACACUGCCCAGCAGGUUGAGUCCUGCAUGAGCCGGGUCAAGCGCUUGAAUUUUGGACAAUCCCUGGCGCUGUCGGAGGGAUAUGCGAUCACCCCCUACCCCUCAGGCUACUGCCUCGGCUCCUCCUUCUGGUUGCUCUCGAAGCCACAGUGCAAGGUUGCCUUGAUCGGAGCAUGCUCCAUGGGUUUUCCCCUUAGGACUCCCCUUCCGCCUCGGUUUGAUAGCUUGAGGAACGUCAACGUCGCCAUCUUCGGGGACCUCCUCCCCAGCGAUCGCCUGGUCACCCCGGCCGGCAUGAGCGUCACCCAGCCUCCUCCUCCCGCGUGGCCCUUCAGGGAUAUCGGGCAGGCGAUCCAGAACACGUUGCAGAAGGGCGGGAACGUGCUGAUGCCGAUCACGCUAGGCGGAACGUCCCUCGACCUGUUGGAAGCACUGUCAAUGUGGUGCCCUGACUUUGGAGUCUCGGGCAUGAACGCCCCGAUCUACCUCAUCUCUCCCACCGCAAACUCCCUUAUUGGCUACCUUGAGAUCCUCUCCGAAUGGGUCCAGACCUUCGACGCAACGAGGAGGGAGAGGGAGGGGAGGAUUGACAGCCCCUUCGUUCAUCAGUCGAUGCUGCAGAACUCUCGCUUGCACAUCAUCUCGGACGUUCAUGACCUCAGGAGCUCUUCCAGCUCCACCACAACCACCAACAUGCCGACCCAGCCCCCCACUUCUACUUAUCGCGAGCCCUGCCUGGUCCUUGCAGGCCAUCCUUCUCUAAGGUUCGGUCCAUGCCUACAUUUCCUCAAGCGGUGGGGGCAGAAGGCCGAGAACGCUCUGAUUCUCACGGACAAUCAUUGGAAUAAGACGAGAAGCGACGCCAACGGCUGCGUUCAGUCGAGCGUCACUCCUGGCUACUGGAUGCCUGCCGACCCUUCGAAUUCCUUCAGCAACUACUGGGGCUGCCUGUCUACUGUCACAGUCCAGAUUCCUUCAUCUGUCAUCCCCAUGCUGAUGGAAAUGAAAGUGAAGAGUGUCGGAGACGUGCUGGUCGCUAGAGUGAACUGCAACCUGCAAGAGCAAGAUGGGGUGAAGACGCUCAAGACUUUGCGGUCCAACAUGAAGGUUGAAAACGGCGUGAAAGCCGACGGCGACGUCAUCUUCGAGAACGUCAUCUAUGGCAGCGUCAGGCCUGUGGCGCUGGUGUCGUCGUUGCAAAGAAGAGGGAUCGAAGACUGUGAGAUGGUGUCGAGCGGAAAGUCGUCGAAAGAGAGGUUGACGAUCAAGAUCGCAAGUCUGCAAAUACAGGUUCACAUUGAUGCCGACAAAUGUCUCAUCGAGACGGAAUCUGCCUCUUCCUCCGACAGCAGCAGCGCUGUGACAGACAAGGCUUCACUUGUUUAUGACGCCGUGAUGGAGCAAAUAGUACAAGUGUAGAAGGGGAGAAGUGAAACAACCAGGUGAAGCAAGAAUAGAGUAAAGUAGCAAGGGAACAAGAAUGACACGCAGACAACCACGAAUCUACAGUCCUCCUCCUCCUCCUCCUCCUCUCCCGAUCAUCUCCUAAUAUGGCGCAGCCGUGCAAGCCCGUACAGGGUGACGAGACGGAAGAAAAGAAAGUAGGCGGCAAGAAGGAGGAGGAAAAUCCCCUCCUGCC